AUGACCAAACCAGAGGUUGUGCACUUUGGCGAUGGGCACUAUCGAUGUGUUAUCUAUGGGCUUGGACCAUAUAUUGCAGAUUACGAAGAACAGGUUCUAUUAGCAUGUAUAGUGCGCUCUUGGUGUCCAAGGUGUAUGUCACACCACAAAAAUUUGGAUGCCAAGUCAUUGUAUCGUAAUCAUGACCAUACAGAAGCACUCGUCGAAGAAGUAUCAUCUACAGACCUGUGGGACGAAUACAGGAUCAUUCAUGACCUUGUCCCAUUUACAAAUGAUUUUCCUCAAGCUGAUAUACACCAACUUAUCGCGCCGGACCUGCUACAUCAGUUGAUUAAAGGAACCUCCAAGGAUCAUUUAGUUGAGUGGGUUGGAAAAUAUUUGCUCCAUAUGCAUGGAAAGAAAGGAGCAGAGAAAAUUCAAGAUGAGAUAGAUCAAAGGAUCACUGUGGUUGCCUCAUUCUCAGGUCUUCAACGUUUCCCAGAAGGUCAAGGAUUCAAACAAUGGACUGGGGAUGAUUUGAAAGUGCUUAUGAAGGACGUUGCUACCGCCAGACUAACAACAGUUCAGGUUUAUCUACCUGCCAUUGAAGGUCACGUCCCAACGGAUGUGACAAAGCACAUCAAAGCCGUCAAGGAACCAUGGAGGUGCUCAAGUCACUACAAAGCCCUCAGCCAAAUGCUGGUGACAAACCAGCAUCUCGAUAAACUUGCAGCUUCAUGUAUUGAUUUCAAGAGCCAUUGGAUGCUGAAUGGCACCUGUCUGUCAGAAAUGCUUCGGGCAUUAAAGCGUUUGCGGUUAAAUAGUAUGCCUGACGCCAAUCAGCCCGACCAACCCAAUGAGAAUAACAUCACACUACUUCCUGACCUCGACAUUACUACACAGGGUGACAAUGAAGAGGGUGAAAUUAUUGGUGGCCCAACAUUGGUGCAGGCCCAUGUUCAGUUGGCGAAGACAAUCCAUAAGCCAAAUACAAACACGCAUGAACUAUACCCGACUUAUCUGCAGAACUCGAUAUCCCCCAUCUCUACAACAUCCUCUGCCGAUUUCUAUUUGAACAACAACCAUAGUGGGAUUGGCGGCAUGCGCCGGGAGCAUAUUCAUGCCUGUCCUGUAUGGAGAAACGAGGCACCCCGGUAUGACUGUGUGUUUGUGAACACAGAUGCAGAUGUCGAAGGGAUGGGAGUGCAUUUGUUUGACAAAGCUGACAACGGACCUGAUGAGGACACUGGAAUGUGGAUCAUUAAACCUUUGUAUAAUGAUGGCCAUUCACCGUUGAUUGGAAUCAUCCAUGUUGAUGCUAUUUACUGGGCCGCACACCUCAUCCCAAUCUACGGAACGCAUGCCAUCCCACGGGACCUCAAGCACUAUGACUCAUAUGACACUUUCCAAGCAUUCUAUGUUAACAAGUUUGCAGAUCAUCAUGCAUUUGAGAUUGCAUCCUAG
Messenger RNA from Suillus fuscotomentosus, 1443 nucleotides. RefSeq lists its product as uncharacterized. NCBI's taxonomy places the organism in Eukaryota, Fungi, Basidiomycota, Agaricomycetes, Boletales, Suillaceae. The record is from RefSeq and is a predicted model, not a curated record. The transcript has 10 exons. The coding region runs from base 1 to 1443 and encodes 480 amino acids.